AUGCGAGGCAGGCUGCUGGGCCUCGCAGCCCAGUCGCUGGUGGCGGUGAGUUUGGGGGCGGAGGGGGGGGAAGUGAGGGGGGAGGGAGCGGGAGGGUUGCUCAAUCCGUCCUGUUUCCGUCGUGUUUCCGCAAGCAAGCCCGCCACCAACCCACCAACUCACCAACCUCCCUUGCCCCCGCUCGCUGCCACUACCACGUGCAGUGCAGACACAGUGGCAGCCAGGCGAGCCAAGUUUCAAGCAGUGGCAGUGGCAGCCCGAGCCACGAGACCUGUGGGAGAAGCUCCCAGAGGUGCUGCAGUGGUGCCCGUGCGCGCUUGGCUUGGCCACCCUGCUCUCUCCACUCGUGCUGAUAGUGUUGCCGGCACUGCUGCUGCUCACUCUGCUGGCCUAGCAGUGGCAGCUCGAGCCAGGAGAUCUCUGGAUCAACCCCUGCGCUCAGGAGGCGCAGCAGUGGCGCCCGUGCGCUCGCAUGCAAAACCAUCCGUACCCCUCGCUCCUUUUCCGCCCUUCUCCCGCCAUCAGAAGCAGUGGCAGCCCGAGCCACCUGACCUGUGGGAGGAGCCCCCAGAGGCGAUGCAGUGGCGCCCGUGCGCGCUUGGCCAUCCCGCUCUCCCCCCUCCUGCCGCUGCUUCUGCCGCUCUCUCUGCCCGCCCUGCUAUGAGGAAGGGCGCUGCUGGUGAUGGCACCGCUGCUGCUGGCGGCAGCAGUGGCAGCAGCGGCAGCAGCGGCAGUGGGGACAGUGGGGGCAGUGGGAGGAGGGAGGAUGCGGGUCCGUUCUUCUCUGUGGCAGCAAAGGGCGGCCUCAGCCAGCUGAGAGUCGCGACGUGCAAUGCAGCAGCAGUCGCGUUUUACCUCAACGCCACGCUUCUCCUCCCGCACUUCCUUUCCUUCUCCUCAGCUAGCCAGUUCGGGGAGGUAUUUGACUCGGAUCACUUCAUCUCAUCGCUCGCGCCUCAAGUCAGGGUCGUCAGGAAGCUUCCACCGUCCUUCCAGUCACUCGAUGUGAACAUCAUGGGAGUCAACGUAAAUGAAAACCAGUUCCCCCGAGAGGUACCUUUGCAGCUCUUCCUGCGCCUGGUGCCGCUGAUGAGGCGGGUGGGGCUCAUCCACUUCCACGGCUUCCUCAACGCCCUCGCCUCUGACCCCAUGCCACUGCAUGUUCAGCGCCUGCGCUGUCGAUGCAUGUUUCACGCCCUCACCUUCCUGCCAGCCGUCCAUGCCACCGCCCAGCUGGCCAUCCAACGGCUGAGAUCAGCCGCUGGGGCGCUGCCACGUGUGCAAGAGCAGUGGAUGGACGGCGAGGAUGAAGCAGGGAAGCACGGUGCUGGGAAUGGGGAAAAUCGGGGCAAAAAAUAUGAAAGAGAAUGGAUGGAAGGCCAGGUUGAGAGCCAGGUGAAAAUUCAGGUGAAAGGUGAGGUGAAUGGCACAUCUGGUCAGGUGCACACGGACAUAGGCCAUUUGGGUUCUCAAGAGCCAGAGCCCUCAGCAGGCAUCCCUCGCUACGUGGCCGCUCACAUCCCCUUUGAUGCCCAGGGCCGCCUCAACGCCCCCGACUGGUACCGCCGAAUCGGCCGCUGCCCCGUGGCCCCUGAGGAGGCGGCGCUGGUGCUGGCGGGCAUGGGCGUGGGGAGAAUGCGCCCGGUGUUUCUCGUAGGGGUGUCUGCUGAGCCGUGUGCGGUUGUGCUUGGGAGUGAAGGGGUGCUGAGCGGUGGGGAUGGUGGGAUGCAGGGUGGGAGGGAGGAAGAGUGGCAAGGGGUUGCGGGGGAGCAGGAGGUACGGAUUAGGGCGCAGCAGGAGCAGCAGCUGAGGGGGCAGGGCAGGCGGUGGUUCAACGGGUGCUGGCGGCUGGAGGCGGUGCGAGCGCUCUUCCCCUCCCUCUCCUCCAUUGAUACCCUCCUCUCCCCGCGCGAGAUCGCCCCAUUCUCACACUCGCCUCUCCUGAUCACAGCUCUUGAAACAAUUGUGGCCGGCGAAUCAGAUCUCUUCCUUGCAGCGGACGGCAGCAGCCAGCUGGCAGCGCUCGUGGCCGGGCGGCGCAUGUACUUCGGCUCCAGAUCAGACAAAAGAUCUGAUUGCACGACGAGUGGCUGUACUCCUACCGGCGAAUCUGGUUACCAGCAUGGUUACAGGCCGUCCGUGCGAAUCAACCGCGCCCAGCUGGCGGAGGAUCUGGGCGGCGGGAAAGAUUUGCGGGCGGGGGAAGAGUGGAUUGGGGAUGCAGAGGAGAGGGUGAUGGAGUGGGAGGAGGUGGAGGAGCGAGGGUUGAAUGAUGGAGGGAGGUCGGAAGAGAUGGGGGAAGUAAGGGCAAAGAGGAGAGUGGGCAAGGAUGGGGGAAGCAGUGGGCCUGCCAAGAGACAAAGGCUUCGAGGUGCGGUUGGGGGACGAGGGGUGAGCGUUGGUGUGGAUGAUGAUGAUGAUGAUGAUGAUGAUGAUGAUGAUGAGGAGGAGGAUGAAGGGGAGGAUGGGGUUGAGCCUGGUGAAAGCAACAUGGAUAGAGAUGAAGAGGCAAGGGAAGUGGAAAGGGCAAUGAGGUUGGAAGAGAAGAGCUUCAUGCGAAUGGUUUCAUUCUCCCCGUUCUUGCCUCCCUCCUUUCGGAGCCCGUACGACUUUGGCAGCAACCUGCUCACCCUCAUGCUGAGGGAUUUUUUAGGCGCCUCAAGGACCUUCUUGCCUCCCUCCGCUCGGAGCCUGUACGACUCUGGCAGCAAUCUGGUCACCCGCGUGCUGAGCGGCGGCGACAUGUUGGGCAUGCCCACAGCCUCGUGCGAUAGCCUGUACGACAUGGGCAGCAAUCUGCUGACGCGCGUGCUGAGCGGCGGCGACAUGUCCGGCAUGCCCACAGCCUCCGGCGAGGUGUCGGAUCUCGUCGGCCGCCCGCUCUUCUUCGCCCUCCACAACUGGUUCCUCGAGCUAGGAGGCGUGUACCGUCUCGCCUUCGGCCCCAAGGCAUUCGUGGUCAUCUCUGACCCAAUAGUCGCGCGCCACGUGCUCAAAGAGAACCCCUUCGCCUAUGACAAGGGCAUGCUGGCGGAGCUGCUGGAGCCCAUCAUGGGCAAGGGGCUCAUUCCCGCUGACUUUGACACGUGGAAGCAGCGCAGACGAGCCAUCGUACCGGGAUUCCACGCAGCAUACCUGGAGGCCAUGGCGCUGGUGUUCUCUGAGUGCUCCAUGCGAUCCGUGGACAAGCUGCAGGCGCUCUGCGACCAGGCUGGAGCCACGGCGGGGGGUGAGGGCGUGCGGGUGGACAUGGAGUCAGAAUAUUCGUCCAUAGCGCUGGACAUCAUUGGCAUCUCCGUGUUCAACUAUGACUUUGGGUCGGUCACUCGCGAGUCGCCGGUGAUCAAGGCGGUGUACGGCACGCUGUCGGAGGCCGAGCAUCGUGCUACGUUCUACAUCCCCUAUUGGAAAAUCCCCUUGAUAAGCCUGGUGGUACCGCGGCAGAUGAAGUUCCAGCAGGACCUCAAGGUGGUCAACGACUGUGUGGACGACCUCAUCACGUGUGCGCGCUCCACUCGCCAGGAGGACGAUCUAGAGGCCUUGCAGCAGAGGGACUACAGCAUGGUGCGGGACGCCAGUCUGCUGCGCUUCCUGGUGGACCUGAGGGGGGAGGACUGCGAUGACAAGCAGCUAAGGGACGACCUCAUGACCAUGCUCGUGGCUGGGCAUGAGACCACUGCUGCCGUGCUCACAUGGGCUACUUACAUGCUUGCUCAGAACCCACAUGUGCUGGCGAAGCUACAGGAGGAGGUGGACACAGUGCUUGGCGACCGACUGGCCACUCUGCAAGACAUCAAGUCCCUCGAGUACACCCGCCUAGUGGUGUCAGAGGCUCUCAGGCUCUACCCCCAACCGCCGCUGCUCAUUCGCCGCGCGCUGGCCAAUGACCAUCUGCCACCUGGGUACAACGGCAAUCCCGAGGGCUACAAUCUUCCCAAGGGCACCGACCUCUUUGUCUCUGUGUUCAACAUCAACCGCUCGCCGCACUACUGGGAGCAUCCGGAGGAGUUUCGGCCGGAGAGGUUCUUGGAGAGGAGGAGUGGCGAUGGCAUCCCCGGGUGGGAUGGGUACGACCCUGACAGGCUGGCAGGGGCGCUCUACCCUAACGAGGUGGCGUCUGAUUUCGCCUUCCUCCCAUUUGGCGGUGGCCCGCGCAAGUGUGUGGGGGACCAGUUCGCGCUGAUGGAGUCCACAGUGGCGCUCGCCAUGAUUCUCCGCCGCUUCAAUGUGCGCCUGGACGGGCCGCCAGAGGACACAGAGAUGGUCAUGGGGGCGACAAUGCACACCAAGUCGGGGCUCUGGUGCCGACUUAACCCCCGGGGAGACAUGCCUGUGCCUGCUGAUGCUGCUGCUGCUUCUGCAACCACGAAUGCUUGA
Molecule: messenger RNA, 4377 nt
Organism: Closterium sp. Naga37s-1
Lineage: Eukaryota; Viridiplantae; Streptophyta; Zygnematophyceae; Desmidiales; Closteriaceae
Source: the annotation of a GenBank genome assembly